Oncorhynchus gorbuscha (pink salmon) is the source of this 4532-nucleotide messenger RNA. RefSeq names its product zinc finger protein 395-like. Gene Ontology annotation, biological process: regulation of transcription by RNA polymerase II. Gene Ontology annotation, molecular function: DNA-binding transcription factor activity; RNA polymerase II cis-regulatory region sequence-specific DNA binding. The coding region runs from base 509 to 1918 and encodes 469 amino acids. The record is from RefSeq and is a predicted model, not a curated record. The transcript is spliced from 11 exons. Gene Ontology annotation, cellular component: nucleus. Lineage: Eukaryota; Metazoa; Chordata; Actinopteri; Salmoniformes; Salmonidae.
CCCGCUGAAAACAGAUUAAAGAAAACCCGGACGUGUAUUUCAUUCCUUUUUAACAAAACUCGACACAUACAGCUAUAUUUUCACGCUAAAACUGUUUAACUGCCACUGAUGUAUCUAUCCAGUUGAGUCAAAUAUGUAAAGUAGACGGUUAUUUACGUCCGAGUACCGUGUAUGUAUGGUAUUUACUUGAUAAUGUUUUCGCAGAAGAAAAGCUCCAUUCCAAUCCUGCCCCUUAAUCCAUACCGGGUUUGGAUAUAACCAGCAUUUACAACCCGUUUUCAGGCAGGGAAAACAGCAUUUCAAGUUACAGCCGGUUAAAGCGAGCUUUAAGGAAGCUGGUGUGUUGAAUAUUGGCAGAGAAUUGCAUCAGUUAUCGUGAUGACGUCCAUAUACUGAUGCCCAUCGGCAUGUUUCUAUUGACGACGUGAGAACGGCAGGGGGAUUGAUGCUACAAUGAGUUCAUGGGAUUAGAGAUCUUCUGAGUCUACAGACAGUGUUACUGCCAACCAUGUUACCUAAGAGUCGUCUGGGGAAGCGUUCCCCAUUAGGGGCGUUGGUGUGUACCUCCUGCCCCUCCAUGGAGAGCACACUGGAGACAGGGGGUCAUGGGGACCCCGAGAGGGGUGUGGGGGGCCCAACCAUGGGAUCACCAGGGCCCCAGCAUCUCAGCAGGUUCAACAACAAACUACUUCCAGGACAGAAGGUGUAUGUGUUGUGUGGAGGGCGUGAGUGCACAGGGAUAGUGGAGCAACACAACCAUGUGGAUAAUGAGGUGGCCGUCCUACUGCCUGUCUUGGGACAGCAUGUCCUGAGGAAACUAGAGGACGUAUGGACCUGCCCCACCGUACCGCCUCCACCUUCUACUACGACACAAGGCACAGGCAGACCACACCAAAUGUCCUCCUGCAUCGACGUGCCCAGGAGGAGUGCGGAGACUAUGGAUGAGAUGAUGGCAGCCCUGGUUCUGACCAGCCUGUCCUGCAGCCCUCUGGUCCCGAGCCCUCCUCAGAGAGACACAGUCACAGCAGGUUCUGCUGGUAUGGAGUGUGGAGGCGGGGAACUCUCAGACAGUGGAAGUAGUGGCUACUGGAGCUGUGACCAUGGCUACGGAAGCCCGGCUCCCUCUCCACCAAUCACAGAAACAGAGGGUCACAGCCUGUCCAUGCCCCCUGAUGAGGGAUUGGACAUGGAGCAGGUGCUGUUUGACGAGCCAGCACCACGGAAACGCAGGAACUCAGUGAAGUUGGCCUACAGGUGUCUGUGGCCAAACUGUGGGAAGACUCUGAAGUCUGUCGUUGGGAUUAAACGUCACAUCCGGACCCUGCACCUGGGCCAAGUCAGUGAGCAUGAGCGUUGCUCCUGCAGCGAGGAGGACUUCUACUACACAGAGAUCCAUCAGCGGGAGGCGCGGCCUCUCACCCGACCUCUAGGGGUCUCCACCCCCAGCACCCCAUGGGUGGCCUCCACCUCCAGCCCCUCUCCCGCUGGCGUAGGACCAGGAGCUGGAGGAGACUCCCCCACAGAAGUGAGCCCCCAGCUCAGCCAGUCUGCCCCCUCCACCCCAGACUUCUUCUGGCAGGUCCACUCUGAGCACUCCUACCAGGUUCCAGUCCAGGUGGUAGCUCCACCUGUCUCGGUCUCCUCCUGCCAUUGUACCACACCUACCUCAACCCUCCACCCAAGACAGGGUGCGUCGUUCCGUGUGAGGUCAGUCAGUGUGGGAGAACAGUGGCUGCAGCAGCAGAGUUCCCCCAUCAGACCACACCCUGUCAGCACCUCUCCCCAACGCAGCCACUGGUCCGCAAGGAGAAUCCGUGGCGAGGCGAAGAAGUGCCGUAAGGUGUACGGCAUCGAGCACCGGGACCAGUGGUGCACCGCCUGUCGCUGGAAGAAAGCCUGCCAGCGCUUCCUCGACUGAACCCCUCACAGAAGAGGGGGAUGAAGAGCGAGAGAAAGAAAGACGGAGCUGUCCCCUCUUCGAGUGAAGACUGAGGAAAGAUCUGGGGGGUCAACCAGUGGAGCACCAUGUACGUUGAUGUUUAUUUCUUUCUUUAAAAAAAAAACGUUUUUGUACUUUUUACCACUUUACUAAAAGUUUUAUGUAUUUUGUUCAUGUCUUUGACAACUUUGGGUUCUUGUGUGUUGGUGCUCAUGGUGAACUCUGCGUGGGGCAGGCAGUUAAAUGACCUAUGACUGGUAAGCUAUGACCUUUACCAGAAGCAUAGUUUUGCAUCUCAAUUCCCCUGUCUUCCUGCCCAGGGAGGGGCUAUAAAGGAAGUGGAACGUGUGAUCUUCUCUUCCAAAUCUUUGGCUAUAACAUAUAAACAGCAGCUCUUCUAUACCCAGCAGCUAUAUAGGGGAUGUCUAUAGAUCUAUGACAUCAUGCCAUCCAUAUCUUGGCUUGGAAACAAGGCUUUUGCUGCCUGUUGCUAAUUGUGGGCCUGAGCCAGACAGGAGCUGAGCAGAACAUCUGAUCUGUAAAUUAACCUAACUUCCAAACGCCUGGGCAAGAACAGAUCCGUAUGUUACAAAGGUUAACCGAUCCAUCAGGCUUUGGCUUCCUGUCUGCAUGCAGUGGAGAAUGAUGACGAGGAGAACGUAAAGUGAUACUAGGAGGGAGCUAGCCCUAUGUGACAGAGGUGAAGCCUCACUAAAUACUUAGGUCCUGUAAAUAGCAUGCUUGUUACCAUGUCGGAGAAGAGAUUUGCAGUCAACUUGCUCAUUUACUUGUUAAAAAGUAUUGAGUUUCAUUUAUACCAGCUCUUGUCAAUUGCAUAUAGUGCACGGAUUGGUUGAGAGAAUCUCCCUUGACCUAUAGGAUUCCAUCUGCUCAUGAUCUACCCAGCGUCGGUAACCAGGAAGUUGUGUCCUAAACAUUGAGAAUGGAUUGGAGGAGGAGUAAAAUGCAGAUUUGGGAGUCAUUAGCCCAACCUGUCUGUCAUAAGCCAUUUAUUCCUGCAAACGUGUAUGUAGCUUUUUUGUAAUGUAUUUGGCUUUUUUAAGGGAACAAAAACAUGUUUUUUGGUGAUGUUGAAUAUGUUAAUUUGUAUUGUGUUUCGUUAUAUUAUCCAGAAAUGUUGUCUAUAUUUUGCAACUUGUCGUUUUUCUAAGGUGUGUUAAAUGCAAUGUUCCGCCAAGAAUUACCAUGUUGUGGGAUAUAGAAAUGAAUUCACAUACUUUAGACCAAUCAGAUGUCAUACACAUUGAUUUUCACUUCUCUGAGCAUGAUGUAACCAACUGUUAAAGUUAAGGACCCAGUAUCUCAUCCUUCUUGUUAGCAGCUACUGUAGCUAUCCUUUCUGGUAUGCCUUAAAGUCUUCUUAGUUACACCAGAAAUAGUCUAUAAUAUAGCCUCGUAACAGGCUUUGGUUAUGCUAACGGAUAUCAUUUCAGAGCACUAGUCUAUAAUUAAAGAGACACUGUGACAGAAUAGGACAUGAAAGUAUUGGUUCCCUUUAAAACAUGGAGGUCAUUGGCAGCUUUGGUCUCUUAUUCACAUUGUUGUAAUAAAAUGAGCCAUUUGUAUAAAUAUAUUUUGUCAGGAAUCAAAUCUCCAUACAUUUGCCAUAUGCUUGGAUAUCCCACACUCCAGUACCAGCCUCGGUACUGCUGAAACACUAACUGAAUUAUGUUAUCGAGGUUCCAGGUUUGAUGUGGAAUGUGCCACGUGGUGCCAAUAAUAAGAACUAAAAUAUGGUGCCAAGAUUGAGUCUGAAAACAUUUACAUGGCUAAGGGUUUAUCUAGAAUGUUAUGCUGCAUUGUGGCCCUAAACCCUUGUCACACUGCCACUUAUUGUAAAUUAACUUGCAUAAACAGAUGUUUCAUAUGUUAAAACCCAAAAUGCUUGUUUAUUGAAACUCAUGUUUCCUUGCAGUAAGCCAAUGUAUCCACAGAAGCAAAAAAGUGUUAUAUAUUGUGUUAUGUAUAGUUAACUGCCAAAAUAAUGGAAACACUUGAGUAAAUGAGGGAUACAAGGUAUAUUGAAAUCAGAUGCUUCCACAAAGGUGUCGUUCCUGAGUUAAACAAUUAACAUCCCAUCAUGCUUAGGGUCAUGUAUAAAAUGCCCAGUUGCCCAUUGUUUUGGCUACCAUGGCUAGAAGAAGAGAUCUCAGUGACUUUGAAAGAGGGGUCUUAAAGGUGCAUAGAGGGUUUAAAGAGCGUGUCUGUCACCAGAUUUGAACCCAAUUGAAUAAUUCUGGGAGAUUCUGGAGCAUCGCCUGAGACAGCGUUUUCCACUACCGUCAACAAAACAUCAAAUGAUGGAAUGGUGCCGCAUCCCUCAGAGUUCCAGACACAUGUCAAAUCUAUGUCGAGGUGUAUUGACGCUGUUCUGGCGGCUUGUGGUGGCCCAACACCCUAAAACACUGGUGUUUCCUUUAUUUUGGCAGUUACCUGUAUGUACUGUACCUGGAGAAAGAAAUGACCUCUGAAUAAAGUAAUUUUUUUAUUAUGAUGCACUAUUUUUAUAUGGAAUCUGGAAUGUCUUGGUCCUUUUGAUGUUGAAAUAUGCUUGAUAAAGAUUAACCCUGUC